AAUGAGUUGAUACAUAUAAAGAAUAUAGUACCAUGCCUAGCACAUGGCACAUACUUUGUGUUAGCUGUGGUUAUUUUCAGGAAAUUCGAGUGCCAAUUAAACACAUGGAAAGUUGUUUAAACCAAUUGUUUAAAGACCUCUUAAUCCCUCCACAGCUGAUUUAGGACUAAAUAGCAUUGCUAGAUUAUUGUCGGGACAGUACUAACUUAAAGAAAAACAACAACAUGUCUACUUCUGCCUGCACUUUAGCCACUUCACCUGCAUGAUUGGAGGAAGAUCAACAAUGGCCGCUGUGAGGAAGGUCACUGACAAGCGGCAUAACCCAGUGGAAAGCAUCUGUAGAAAAAUCAGAGCCAUCCAAAAGAGAGAAGACACUUCAGAUCCAGUUCGACAGAUUCUCAAAUACCAGUCAAGCAGUUUUGAUAGUCCGCAGAUUAACACCGAGAAAGAUAUUGAAGAGGUUCUGAAGAACAUGGCGACCACUCCUAUUCCCUCGCCCAACACUUUCUUCUCAAGUACCACGAGAGACGAUGCCAUCAUUCCAUCUCCUCAAGUAAGGUCUCCAAGAACCCCAUCCAUUUCUCAUCUCCGCUCUCCCGAGAAUGCCACAUAUCCUGUUCUUCUCACAAGUUCUGAACACCUCUCAAGGCCAAGACCUGAGAGCUGUCAGAAUUCUUCAUCCUGGGCAUCACAGACCAGGAAGGGGGAGCACUUCUCUACCAAGGAUUUGAAUAACCAUUGUGAAAAUCAUUUUAAUGCCUUAACACUUGACUUUGAUUCAACCUCUGAUAAAAACUCUGAAUGUCUUACUCCUCAGGAAUCAGUGGUGAAAAAAUUAUCUCUAAAUGAAGCUGGUUCAGUAGGAGUUGCCAAAAUAAUAGAUUAUCUGAGACAAGAAAGUAGUCAAAAUUAUGAAGAUAGUGGACUUGAGGAGCUAUGGAACAUACUUGAUCCUAAAAAGGGAGACCUGCAUGUGGACCUGGAAAUUUUUCGUGCCAUCAUGAAAGAAUGGAUGGCUUGCUGUAGAAUCAAAUGCCGGGACAGAAUGAGAGGUGCAUCAGGAGGCAGGAUCGAUGAUUCCGUUUUUGAACAGGACAGCAUAAAAUCAAGUAGAGCAAUUAAGAUGACCACAGAUAAAACAGAACCUACGUCACGGAGCUUCGAGGCUUUGAGUGGAGAUUCGUCUAAAGGAGUCUUAGAGGAGUCUGAUUUGAUGACCUAUGUAGCAGACCUGCAUUCUAACAAGCAGAAAUUGGAGGAGGAAAAUAAUAAGUUUAAAUCAGCAUUAGAAACCUUGGAGGACGCUAACUGCCAGUUAUCAAAGGAUUGUACUGAAUUGCGCCAUCAGAUAAAAAGUGCCCACCAAGCUAUUAUGAGAACAAAUCUGUUAGAAGAAGAGCUGGAGGAACUGAAAAUUGGUAUGAAUGCUUCUGAAGAGCAGAAGACCGUGAUUGUAGCCCAGAACAAACAAUUAGAGACAGAAAACCGGGCUCUGAUUCUUAAGAUUCGGAUUCUCCAAGAAGAGAAUACUAAGAACAUUAUGGAUAUAUAUAAAUUGGAAAAGAAGAUUGAGGAAUUGUCUAAAACUGAGACAGAGCAUCAAAUGCAGUUACAUACAUAUGAGAACACUUUGCUUAAUAAAGAUGCAAGCUUGCGGAAGAAGGAUUUAAGUAUAGAAGAACUUAAGUCAACCAUCAUAGAAUAUGGAACCAUUAUAGAGAAUUUACGAGGGGAUAAAAACAAACUGACUCAUGAGUUACAGCAUUUGCAACAGGAACUUAUUAUAAAUGGGAUCCCGUUGAAUAUUAGUGGAGAGUGUAAUAGAAUCAUCUCUGAAGAAGAAAAAUCUUUACAUUGUGAACUCAUUCUUGCUCAGUCUGCAGAGCGUGAAGAAGUUUCCGAAGUUGAAACCAUCACGGGUAGCACUCUACAGUGGGAAACUGAUUCAGAAAUUACUGUGAAAGAAAAGUGGGAGAACAAGCUUACUGAAGUCAAGUAUAUAAUGGAGGAGAAACUAAAUCUUUGCAUAUUAAUGCUGAACAGCUUGGGAAACCACAAAGAAUCUCUUGAUAGAGAAUUUGUCAAAUUAAUAGAGAUUUUGAAGAGAUUCAGGAUGGAAUACUUUUAUUUCAGAGAAGAAUUUCUUUCCAGGCAGAAUCAAAGAGAAGCUCUUGAACAAGUGCAAGGAGUUGCUGUCAAGCAGGAAGCUAUUGUUAGGAAGAAAGUCCAAGGAACCAGCCAAUGGCCGGAGGACCGAGCGGAGCAGGUAGGGUAGCCUGUGACUACUUUAUAUUCAAGGGGAAGGUUCCUCAGAUGUUCUUGAAACCACGAAGUAAAAAAUGGAGGAGGAACAGAAAAAAAAAAAAAAAAAAAAAAAACCCGAAGAGGAACUGUGAAGUUCAGUCCCCGGCGACCAGCAGUGAGCGGAGGAAGUACAGGGGGAGUUGUAAAAGAGGCGGUGUCAACAGCCUGCUGAGGAAAGAGGCAUCUUUGCAGAAAGAGGCAACUUGACAUAUCAGGACUUUUACCGCUGUAGAGAUAGCUCCGGUAUACAAAGCCCAUGCAAACACAGAAUUGCAGAAGUUCAGUAGAGGCUUAUCACUUCCCUGAGAAGAAAAGCACAUUUUCAGUUUCGUGUGCAUACUACCAGGGGACGCUCAAUUGCUUUCUUUCCCCGCCACCCUGCUAAAAU
This is a messenger RNA of Lontra canadensis (Northern American river otter), 2692 nucleotides long. Its product is annotated as lymphoid-restricted membrane protein. The coding region runs from base 263 to 2275 and encodes 670 amino acids. NCBI's taxonomy places the organism in Eukaryota, Metazoa, Chordata, Mammalia, Carnivora, Mustelidae. Gene Ontology annotation, cellular component: endoplasmic reticulum membrane. The transcript is spliced from 15 exons. The record is from RefSeq and is a predicted model, not a curated record.